This is a messenger RNA of Mercenaria mercenaria, 2773 nucleotides long. Its product is annotated as probable RNA polymerase II nuclear localization protein SLC7A6OS. Gene Ontology annotation, biological process: developmental process. The record is from RefSeq and is a predicted model, not a curated record. The coding region runs from base 25 to 1344 and encodes 439 amino acids. Lineage: Eukaryota; Metazoa; Mollusca; Bivalvia; Venerida; Veneridae. The transcript is spliced from 6 exons.
GAGAUAACUUAGACAUGACCGAAAAUGGCAACUGUUGUCCGAGUGAAACGUCGCAGGGAUGAAGAUCCGCUUGAAAUUUUGCUUCUGGCAAAUAAGAAACAAAGAAACGACACAUCAGGCGAAGCGUUUUCCGUUGCCCCAGAUGAUAAAAGCAUAUUUAAGUUUGCAGGAACCGUGUCGUCAAAGGAUGAUGGAAUAUCUCGUCAGGUAAGGGAGGCAAUUAGAAAAGAGAAAUUGGAGAGAGAGUAUAAACAACACCAGGCAAACAUUCUUGGAACAGUAAGACAAGAGACAAGGCAACAUAAACAUCAGCAAUCACAGCAGAACAGGUUCAAGGUAAUAUCGAAACAUCGAGCAUUGGAGUUAGACCGUCUAGAUACUGGUGCUGAUACAAAUGUUGAGGAACAAACUGUGUGUCAGAAAUGCGGACAGAAAACAAAUGGUAAAUGUCAGAAACAAACUGAUAAUGAACAAAAAGGUGAUAAAUCUGUGACUGAAGCUACGGUAGAGGAUAAUGUUCUUUCAAAUGCUAAAGAAAACUUUAAGGCAAAAAUUUGUGAUACAAGUGAAGAGAAAGAAAAACGAUUGACUUGCAAAUGUGAUAUGAAACAUAAUAGUGAAAAUUCUUCUCUGAACCAACAAAAUGGAAGUGUGGAAAAGGCUGGGGAAUGUACAGUUGGUGCUAAAGAGUGUGAUAAAGACAAUGUUACUGAAUGCAUUACUGACAUGGACAAAGCUGAGGAUGAUAGGGAUGGUUUAUUCUGUCUUGUUGACAUGGAAGCAGAAAAUUCAAGAAGCAGACAGACAUUGGGUAGUUCUGCUGCUGAACAGAUAACAUGUAAUUCAGAACCUAUGGAACGUGAAGUGGUUUCUGAGCGGCCCGAGGAUGAUGAUUACGUAUAUGACAUUUACUAUACCAACAGUAGACAGUUUGAUUUUAGAAUGUUUGAAAGAGACUUGACAUUCGAGGCUUACAAUGGUGGCCUUGUUUUUGACCGAGAUGUUGAUGAUAAUAAUGAUGAUUUUGUGUAUGAAGAUGAAGAAGACGAGAAUGCGGAGAGUAAUUGGAGAAAUGAUUAUCCAGAUGAAGAUCCCAGAUACUAUGAGAAUGAGAAUUCCAACUACUACUAUGGUGACGAUCUGGAUGAGUAUGUAGCGUUUGAGACAGAGACAGGUAAUCAGCUGGCUGAUUGGAUGUCAUGGAGAUGUAAUAUUGAUGGUACUGAACUAUCCAGUGAUGACGAGGACAUAGAGCAUUAUGGAGAUGGAAGAACAACGUAUGAAACUUACUAUAAACAUGUACACAAAGAGAUGGGGGAAGAUGAUGAGAGUGUUGAAACAUGAUAUGAUGAACUCAUGGUGUCCUUAAUUGAAAAAAGUCAGAGUUCAACAACUAAAUGAGCCGCGUCAUGAGAAAACCAACAUAGUGGCUUUGCGACCAGCAUGGAUCCAGACCAGCCUGCGCAUCCGCGCAGUCUGGUCAGGAUCCAUGCUGUUCGCUAAUGAUUUCUCUAAUUACAGUAGGCUUUAAAAGCGAACAGCAUGGAUCCUGACCAGACUGCGUGGAUGCGCAGGCUGGUCUGGAUCCAUGCUGGUCGCAAAGCCACUAUGUUGGUUUUCUCAUGGCACGGCUCAGAUAGUUUGACUGAAAUCUCAGUGUUAAGCUCUAGUUAUUUUUAAAGUUGCCAAGGAUUUUCACAUGUUGUUAUGUAUAGAAAUCCAUUGAAAAGCUUUAUUCAUCAGACAUUUGUUUGUGAUAGUGCUAUGUAAGUGACAUGAGAAUGCUAAAUUCUAUAAAAUGAAUUCAGAAAUCUCUUACCGAGGCGAAACUUUCGUAAACCAAUGUUUAUUGCAGCACAAAAAGCAAGAUUGAAAAGUUGUGCAUAAAUUAAAAAAAAAAAGUUAGACGACAGGCAGAAUUUGAAAAAAAAACUUUUAAAUAACGUUUUAUUAAGGAAAGUGAGCAAAGAGAAAUAUAUAUCUGGUGCUUAAUCAUUUGUUUAACUAAAUGAAGGAAGCAGCAAGCAAAUUUAAAAAAAAAUGAUUAAAAAAAUAUUUGUUUUUGAGAAAUGUGAGUGAGUAGAGUUAAGAAAUAUAUAUUUUCAUGCUGUGUCUCUUGUUUAACUACCGGUAUUAGUAAAGCCUCAAGUAGAAAGUACAACUCUUUAAUGUUAAUACUAAAGCACGAGGGAUUAAGAAUUAGGUAUGAAGAAAUGUAAACAGAGCAUGCGAAAAAAAACAUUUUGAUAAAGUAGUGUUAUGAAAUGUGGUUGAAAAUGUUAUUGUGAAAUAUUUAGUAUACAACAAUACAUAACCGUAAUCCAUAAUCCUGACAGAUAAGUGACUUUAUUAUGAUUGUAAAACAAUAAGUGAAAUAUUAAAUUGUUUUGAAAAAAAAAUAAUUUCUUCUCAUAAAUUUUGCGCAGUUAAGAUAUGAGACUGAUAUUAAUGUUCAUUUACUGUACAUUAGUUUGAAAUUGACAUAUGUUGGUCUGAAGUCAACUUAUAUGUUAGGAAUUCUUUACCCCAUCCACUUUCGUAUACAAAUGCCGAAAAUUUGAACAGGGAAAAGUACAAACAGAAAACUGAUGCAUUAAAACAUGUUUCCCCUUACCAAUAUAAUGUAAGUUAUUGCCAUCAAAUUAAUUUGUAAUGUGAAUCCGAUUUUUGUAAUAACUUGUUUGGUAAAAUAUUCUAGGAAAAUGAUGUAAACUGCAUAAGGUAACUUAUGCAACUACAAAUAUAUAUAAUACAUUUAUAGUUGAAAUAUGUA